Messenger RNA from Drosophila albomicans, 811 nucleotides. Its product is annotated as ficolin-2-like. The coding region runs from base 1 to 498 and encodes 165 amino acids. The record is from RefSeq and is a predicted model, not a curated record. Lineage: Eukaryota; Metazoa; Arthropoda; Insecta; Diptera; Drosophilidae. The transcript has 2 exons.
AUGCAACAGCGAGUUGGGGGAAAUGACAGCUUUGAUUGGAACUGGGCAACCUACCGCGAAGGUUUCGGUUCCAUGGAUAGCGAUUUCUUCCUCGGACUCGAGAAAAUACAUCGUAUCACGAGCUUGCAGCGUUUCGAACUGUAUAUACAUUUGGUUGAUUACGAUGGCGACAUCUACUUUGCUCAUUAUGACGACUUCAAAAUAUCUGAUGAGGAGCAUGGAUACGCACUGAGCUUGGGUAGUUUUAAUGGAACUGCGGAGGAGGAUGCGAUGAGAAACGGCGAAAACAUGAAAUUCUCAACAUUCGAUCGCGACCACGACAUUAUUGAUGGUAAUUGCGCAGUUGAAUACAGAAGUGGCUGGUGGUACAAGGAUUGUUAUAAUUGUAACUUAAAUGCACCAUAUGGACCAAACCUAAGUUGGUGGGUGAAAAAUAAAAUCGAACUUAUAGAAGCUAAGAUGCUAAUUCGCCCGGCUGUUGAAGAAGUGAGCAACUAAAGAGCUGAAACUCCGACAUUUAACUUUUUUAAUCACUUAUCACAUAUAUAAUGGUGAACUAUGAAUUUGCUUUCUUAUUAAUUAUUCGAUCAACUUUUUAAGCAAGCGAUUUAUUUGUUGAAUGCCUCAUUGAAAGAGAUUUGUUUCUAUUGUAUCAUAUAGUUUGUAUACAAAUUGGUGUAGUAAAUUAUAAAUCCUUAGAUACAUUCAAACUGUAAAUUCUAGGUCUGCGCAUGCUAUACUUCACCGUUUUAGGAUAAGUUCUGUUGUAAAUAAUAUCUCUUAAUAUCGCAGAAUAAACUUAUGAUUAUCU